This is a messenger RNA of Myxocyprinus asiaticus (Chinese sucker), 758 nucleotides long. Its product is annotated as protein FAM180B. NCBI's taxonomy places the organism in Eukaryota, Metazoa, Chordata, Actinopteri, Cypriniformes, Catostomidae. The transcript has 3 exons. The record is from RefSeq and is a predicted model, not a curated record. Bases 276 to 758 code for a protein of 160 amino acids.
AUAGAUUUCAUAUAAAGAGUAUCGGCUAACUUUUGCACUGUAACAUUAAUAAUAUUAUUAUUAUACUAUAUGAUACACAGUUAAAUAUAUGUAAGCAAUAAACUUAUAAUACACCAGUUCUUCUCCUUGUUGGAUAGAUUUGGCUCAAACUGUGUUUUUCCACAGGUGGAAAAAUGCGACGUAUUAAGUAUCAAACUCGGGCACUGUGUUUUUGUGAGGGAUAAAACGGAUGAAGAUUCAGAGCUUCUCGAAUCAGACAAGUGGAUUUCGUGGCAAUGUUGUUAACUCAGACCAAAUUGGCUUGCGUUGUCCUGUGUCUUAUUGGCUUCAAGGAGCCCUGGAAUAGCUCAGAUGUUUCAGCAAUUCUGCAUGGAAGAUUCUCUCGUCACGGGUUUAUCAGAUCUGUAAGUGAUGCUAACCUGAUGUUUGAGUUCUUAUGGAGAGGUCUGGAGAUUGAUGCAGACAACAAUGUUGUCAUGCGAGAUCAAGAAAUUGCAUCUAUGCAACAGGGACGAGCCUUUCUAUCAAUUAUAAAUGACGAUAUCCCCAAGACUGUGUCUGCAAUGGAGAAGUUACUGGAAGAGCUGGAAGAAAAAGAAAACUCUUUCACCCAGGCCCGUUUUGAGAUCCUCAUCCUCGGGACUAUCUAUUCAGCCUACCAGGUCCAAAACCAGAGGCUGGAGGCAGAGCAGCAGGCCUGGACUAAUAUUCUUGGUCGUCUGGCAAAUGUUACGCUCGUUCAGCUGCGCAAGUCUUAA